UCAAUGCAUAUGCAACAAGGAUACAAGGGAUCAUAUCAGCAAGGCUUCCCACCCCCACAGGGUGGUCCUCCUCCUCAACAAGUUGGUUUCCCUCCUCAACAAGGUGGUUUCCCCCCGCCUCAAGGUGGUUUCCCCCCACCCCAAGGUGGUUUUUCCCCGCCUCAAGGAGGACAGCCAGUUGUGGUUCAAAAUGGCUCCCCAAAUGCUAUACAUCCAGAACAAGAUGGAUCUGAAGCUGAGAAUGGGCCACCACCGGACUUGAAUCAGUUUCAGACUUAUGGCGGCUAUGAACAAGUUGGAGGAUUUGGUCAAAUGUCAGCCAUGCCUCCUCCACCACCACCACCUCCACCAUCUGGACCCCCUCCUCACAUGGAGUUUGCUCAUGUUGCCAAUCUGAACCAGGAUGAGGCAAGGGAAGCCAUGUUGGCUAAGGUGGCUGAGAACUGCUGUUGGGGCAAAAAGGCAGCAAAGGACAUGACAAUCGCCCAAAUAGAUGGGUCAACGGCACUACACUACAUCCUAGAGACAUACUGUGAAGGCCGCUCGACCAAUUAUGAACACGUUCCCUUCCAUGGGCAGUUCAUCGAUGGGCCAGAGAAUGGCCCCCCUCCGCCCCCAUGGGCUGUCGAAGUUCAUCCUGAUGGCAUGUUUAACAACCACCAGAAAAAGGUUGAGGUGCCUCAUACUGCUGUAGUCAAGCCUUGUCAUACCUGUCAUGCAACAGGUUGUAUCAGAUGCCGCCGUUGUGGUGGAAGUGGACGUAACACCUGUACACGCUGUGGUGGCCAUGGCCGUGUGAUGCACCACCGCGAUGGUGGGAACCACUGGGGGCCAUGUCAUCGUUGCCACAGCAGUGGAAGGAUAAGAUGCUAUACCUGUGGAGGUGAUGGACGUGUAACGUGUCCUUCCUGUAAGGGCCAUCGCCAACUUAAAUUUUACAUUGCUCUGACAGUCAAAUUUGUCAAUCACACUGAAGAUUUCAUCAUGGAGGAGACAGACCUACCUGAUGAGUUAGUGCGUGUUGUCAAGGGCAACCUCAUCUUUGAACAGACUAUGGACCAGGUUUGGCCUGUGACGGCAUAUCCGACCAAAGCAAUCAAUGAUAAUUCUAUACGCCUUGUUGAGAAGCAUCGAAGGUGUUUCCCUUCAGAACGGCAGCUGCAACAGCGUCAAACAAUCAGAGCAAUCCCUGUGACUGAAUGUGCCUACGCCUGGAAGGAUGUCAACACUCGCUUCUGGGUUUACGGGUUAGAUAGAAAGGUGCACUCUCCAGAUUAUCCGCAGCAGUGCUGCUGGGGUUGCCAGAUACUAUAGGACUUUGCAUUCUCUUCAUCUGCUUGGAUGUUAACUGUCUCAUUGGAGAUUGAGAAUAUGUAAUGUAUUCAUGGUCCAUCCUCUACACAUCUGUUAUGAUUGGCAGUAACAUUCACCACUUCCCCUCUUCAUCUUAUAUCCAUCAACCUGUAACUACGUUUUAUCAAAAUAUAAAUCUUGCAGCAACUAGAACUUUCAAAAUCACCCUAAAUCCUCAUCAGUUUGGUUUAGCCUACCAUUCCUAGACUUUUUACAAGAUUUUAGUUUUGCAACUGUCUGUUGACUACCAAGAUUUUGUGUCAAAUUUCUACACAUUUACAAGAUUUUAGUUUUGCAGCAUGCCUGGCUCAUACUUUUUUGGUUUAACUGUACAGUAGAACCUCCCUUAGAGGACACCUCUGCCAGGCGGACACCUCUACAUUACGGACACGUCCGGCAAGUCCCGAUUUUUUCUAAGUCAUUUCCAAUAACAAAAACCUCUGUACGGUGGACACCUCUCUACUCCGAAUUGCGGACAGGGCGAUGGCCAAUUUUUGGUCCAAUUCCCUCCCAAUUACGGACAGUAGGCAAAAACAAUGGUUUCCCGCGUGUACUUGGCGAGUCAAGUAGGCCUGACAGGUGUGAUAUUUGCGUAAUUAAUCAACGUAAUUACCCCAUGGCAUUGUGUUUUUGUAUCCUAAUUAAGCCGCAGCAUUUGUUUACUCAUCUUUUCAACUAAUCAUAUAGGCCUAUUGUGUCAACGGACACUCAUAAAUACAGGCGGUUUUGUCAGUGUUGCGGCGAAUAUGCAUGAGUGGAGAAUUUAGAAAAAAUUAAUUAUUAAUCAAAGGUGGCUGAUGGACAGAAAUUAUGGUGUUUUUUCACACAUUAUGACAUGUCUCGGAGAUUUUGCAAUAAAAGGGGCACUUUUUACUAGAGAGAUUAUUCACUCUCUGAGUUCCAAAGUAGCUCACGUCAUUCAACGCAACAUCACAAGCAAAGACCGAUCAGCCAACAGGUUCAAAGUUUCUACGUUAAAUGUCGACACAGAGAAAACCAAGACCUGCAAGGCGGGAACUUCAAAUCCACCUAUCGGACGAUUUGGCAUAACCUCUCCAUUGCGGACACCUCUCUAUUGCGGAAACCUGGGCCCAGUCCUAUGGGUGUCCGCAAUAGAGAGGUUGUUCUGUAUGUUGACUGCCAAGAUUUGUGUCAAAUUGGAAAUAACAUAAUUGAUUCCCGAUUAGGAUCUUUGGUACACAAACCCAAUGGUUAACAAUAUAGAGCAGUUUUCUGCUCGGCUGCUGCCAAAGUUCAAGAAGCGGGUAUUUUGUAAUUCGUAUUUCUGCUGUACAAAGCAACUGUGAUCUUGGUGAGCAUUGUGUUCCUCACUGUUUACAUAAAAUAGUUGUAAAUUGUAAAUUAACUUAAAAUUCUAUGUAACAAGAAGUCAAGAAGAGCUGCAUCCUCAAGCUAUACCACUUGUCAAAGCCACUAUUGUUCAGUGCUGUAAUAGCCUACUUCUAUCGUCACCUAGCGCCAACUAUACUGUUGUAUUCUAUUUUUAGAAUGAUUUAAUUUUGUUUCUUGAUUGAUUUGCCCAAAUCUCGGAUUUCAUUCGAUAAGAGAUGUGCUCAUUUAAGAAAUACUCACUACUUUACCAGAUGUCCCCAUUUUCACAAACAUACUUAUAAAAUUAAAAAUAAAAUUGGGUUGAAAAAAAGUUGUCACACCUGAACAACCUCAGGCCUAGGCGUGUAUUGAUAGUGCUUCUAAAGUUAGUGCAAAUGAAUGCCUGUACAAUACAUUUUAUUGUCACUGGUGAAACAGACUUACAGUAUGAUAGAUUUUAGACCAAUAAAUAGAUCUCAUUUGAUGAUUGCUCUCAGGGAAAGAGAGGUUUUGCUUUUCAAAUGUCAAGUCUCCCCAUCUCUCUCUUUUCAAUGCCAAGUUUCUUAAAUCAAAUUAGAACAAACUAGGUUAAAUCACAGCAUUGCUUCGUGUUCUUUUUGGUGAUAACUGUCCUGAACAUCAUGAGGCUUUAAUUCUUUGCAAUUGCUACAAGUUGAAAUGCUUAAUUAAAAGUAUGCCAAAGUUUCAGAAAACCACAAAAUAAAAUUGCUGUGAAUAUUUCCAAGUUUACAUUAUUGUAAAUAGUGUAAUACUGCAAGCCGGGACAUUUUUACAACGUUAAAAGGUGGCAAAUUGGCUCUUUUGUAAUUGAUGAUAGACUAAAUACAUGUAUCAUUCAUACUGCUGAAAUUUAAAGGGACUCUAUAGGCAGCAGCUAGACGCAAGGACACAACGCGCCGCGUAGCAGCAAAAUAGCGAAGCUGGCGACACAUUUAUAACGGGUCACCGUGGCCUCAUUAUGGACUUAUAGCGCAAUUGUGGGGUUGUAACUAUUUUGCUGUAUAUUGUCACAAGGAAAGAAAAGCACGCGACCUGACGCCGACCUAUUGACGUAAAGUGAUAAUUAGAAGGAAAUGUUAAUAAAAAAUCAUUCCAUAUCGUCUUUUGAGAGCAUUUUUAAUUGUAAAAAAUAUAUGCCUACCUCACAGAGUCUCUGCAAUGGUAAUUUUACAUUCUUUGUACGAGACGUUUUCCAGCACGAUGUAUGCGGGCAGAAGCAACACUGCACAAGAUUACCUCGAGCAGGGGCUGAUAAUAGAGUAUGCUAAUGAGCACACCUUCCUCAUUGAGUUUUCAAGAAUGGUCCAUAUCGCAGUCCAAGCUCGGGACGGCAUGGUUCUUCAAUUGCAUGUAUAGAGCAUUUUUUAUUGUAAAAAGUAUAUGCCUUCGUCACAGAGUAUCUGUAGUGGUACAGGCAAGAUAACGUCACCAAUAAGGGUCUCUCCCAUCUCUCAGUCCGACAAAAUUUAUUAUGCUUGUACGCAGAUAUAUUUAGUGGUGAAUCAAAAUGACAUUGUGCACUUACUGUGUGUAUAAGUCACCAAAAGUUACCGCCCUGCUCCUGCCUAUAGUCCCCCUUUGAUAUACAUUAGAUUUUUUUCUGGUUUGAUGUUCAUAUAAAUAAAGGCUUGCAGAAGUUUUAUGGUUUUACAGUAAUGUUUUAUGGAUUUUUAAGCAAUGUCAUGUGAUUAUUGCAUAUGUGUGAUUCCAUCCCAAUUCUAAGAAACUUCUAUUGUAUUGAUUUAUAAAGUAACAAUUUUAUUCUUGUUGAUUUGUGUUUACAUACAACACAAAGACAUACAAAUUUUCAUAGAGGUAAUGUGUCAUGAUUAUUGUGUGAAAGGGAUAAUAAUACAUUACUUUUGUGUUUUUUAUCGACAAAAAUGACAGUGAGGACAGCAGUUUUUAAUUGUUUCAGAGGUUUUUAACAGUAGAGAGGUUAACAUUUUGCAAAUCUUACAAUGAAUUGUUCUUUAUCUGAUACAGAAACCAAACAUUUAUUAUUUUCUGGCUGAUGAACGUUACAUAACUCCAAGGAGGGUCACUCAGAAAACAAAAAGAUCUUAGCCAGUCCUCCGGAUUUACGUACCUAGAGCGCCUCGAUGUAAGCCAUUUUAUGAUCACUGCAACAUAUCCCUGUAACCAGAUGAUCACUGCAAUGUGCAACAAAAAUAUCUCUUGUGUACAGGUAAAACCGAUAAUCGCUUGGUUUGAUAUCAAUCGAUUACCAAUUCUUGUCG
Messenger RNA from Lineus longissimus, 4946 nucleotides. Its product is annotated as protein SSUH2 homolog. The transcript is spliced from 10 exons. The coding region runs from base 4 to 1314 and encodes 436 amino acids. The record is from RefSeq and is a predicted model, not a curated record. NCBI's taxonomy places the organism in Eukaryota, Metazoa, Nemertea, Pilidiophora, Heteronemertea, Lineidae. Gene Ontology annotation, molecular function: heat shock protein binding.